Molecule: messenger RNA, 4452 nt
Organism: Rhipicephalus microplus (southern cattle tick)
Lineage: Eukaryota; Metazoa; Arthropoda; Arachnida; Ixodida; Ixodidae
Product: cell adhesion molecule Dscam1
Biological process (GO): cell-cell adhesion
Molecular function (GO): protein binding
Source: RefSeq, a predicted model, not a curated record
AUGUUGAUCGCCAAGAGUCCCAUCAACUUUUUGCUCGAGUAUAUUCCUGGGAAGCACCUUGUUCUUGCUGACAUGUUGUCCCGGUCAACUGCUGACAACCAAGGCGACGCUGGUGCUACUACCGACGUGGAAGUUCACGCAAUCCAGCUUCUAGGUUACCGUGUCACAGAAGCAACGCAGAAAGAACUGCAAGCGGCAACGGCUCGUGACCGCUACCUACAGUCGGUGAUCGCAAAUUCGGGCAACGACUUCUGGCUGGGCCUGCUGGCCUACCGCUCUACCCCACUGGAGGACGGGCGAUUCCCUGGUGAACUACUGCAAGAAAGGCGCCUUCGCGCCAACCUCCCGGACUUCAGUACGGUGACCGCAACCGACGUCAAAAAGCACAGCCAGGCCCAAGGGUCCUACCUUGUCAAAACGGAGGACCAGAAGCUGGUAAGGCGCAACCGUCGUCACCUACUUCAAACUGGCGAACGGUUCAUCGAGGAAAGCGGCGACGACAUUGAUGCCAGCUCAGCGGACAACAACGUUGGUGGCCAUCCGACAGUGGCAACUUCAACCUCGCCAGCCAAUGGCCGACGUCGCGAAGUUCCAACGUCGGGCGACCCUUCGCCACCUGUGGUGCUGAUUCUAGAGGAGUUCGAGGCGCACGUGCACGAUGACUACGUGCCACGGGGCAAUACUGCGCUCUUCCGCUGUCACGUUCCCAGCACGCUGCGACAAUACCUCAGUGUCUCAUCGUGGACCACAGAAGACGGUCUCGUCAUCGGAAGGCAUGAGACGCAAUCGCCGACUGAACUCGGCCCCAAGUACCGGGUGACUUCAGACGGCGACCUGUGCGUAUUCGGGGCGACUGACGUGUCUGACGCCAGACAUCGUUACCGCUGUCACGUCCGACACCGACUGACUGGGGACAUCCGGCCCAGCGUCAGCGCCGGCAGCCUUUUUGUCACGGAGCCCAACGGAAAGCUGGCGCCGCGGAUCGUGAAGGGCCAGGCGUCGGUGGAGGCAGCGCUGGGCGAGGACGCCGAAAUGCCGUGCCUGGCCCGCGGUCACCCGGCACCCACCACCCGCUGGUUUCGGCGCUCAACACGUGGUACGUUAAGCCCCGUGCGGUCGGGCUCGCUGCAUCUUCCGGGCGCCCUGCUCGUGCGUGCCGUCAAGGAAUCGGACCAGGGUCGCUACACAUGUCUGGCCAACAACAGCGUUGGCGAAGACCGCACAGACACCGAGCUGCUCGUCAGACCGAACGCUAGUGUGCUCGUGCUGCCAGAGGAGGCCCGUGUUGACAUCGGUCGAGCGGUGACGUUCAACUGCUCAGCACGUGGCUUCCGUGGGACGGUCGCCUCCACCUGGUGGGUGCAUGACGGCACGCCCCUCAAGACAAGCCCACCACGCGUGUCGCUGCGUUCGGACGACCAGCGGCUGCACAUAUCCAAUGUGAUGCGGGAGGACGCAGGCAUUUACCAGUGCUUCGUGCGCUACGGAGACGCCACGGCACAGGCCAGCGCCCAGCUCAGGCUACGCGAAGUCCACUCAAAGCGGAGCGUCCAAAAUCGUGUCAGCCGGCGCUGGAACGGCCAGAACAGCUACCUCAAGUCGAGGAAAGAGACACCUCCGGAGCUGAAGGCAGUGUUCGCGCGCAAGCUUGUCGAUCCCGGCGAGCGAUUUUCGCUGCGCUGCGUGGCCUCGGGCAACCCUCUUCCGCGUGUCACGUGGGCACUAGACGGCGGCAUGGUGGGCGAGAGUCACCGAGUGCACUACGGCGACUUCGUUAGCUCGGCGGGCGACGUCAUCAGCUACGUGAACGUGACGUCGUCGACGCGCGACGACGGAGGCAUGUACCGGUGCGAGGCGUCCAACGACCUGGGCACCGUGUGGCACGAGGACCGCAUCGACGUCCGGGGUCCUCCCCGAGUACGGCCCAUGGCCAACCUGACCGUGACGUCAGGCACCACGCUGGUGUACCACUGCCCUUACACGGGACACCCGGCACCGAAAGUCACGUGGAGUCGAGGCGGGAGGGAUCUGCCACACAAUGAGAGGCAGCGUGCCUUUGAAAAUGGUACGAUUGUCAUCACCGAUGUCACGCGAGAGUCUGACGAAGGCAUUUACACAUGCCGUGCCACGACACCUAAGCAGGAAGACAGCAAAGAUCUCAACUUGAAGAUAAUCAAAAAAACGGUUCUGAACCCGUUCAGUUUUCCCAAGACGCUUGCCGAAGGAAUGCAGGUGGUGAUCACGUGUUCGGUCCGCUCCGGCGACACGCCCAUCAAGAUAUGGUGGCUCAAAGACGGCGUGCCUUUCAGCAAGACCCAGCUGAACAUACAGGAGGCAUCGCUGGGAGACCUUGGUUCGAACCUCGUGUUCAAUGACGUGGGCCGUGCGCACAACGGGCGUUACACGUGCGUCGCUGAGAACGACGGCGGAAUCACGAACCACACGGCCGAACUUGUCGUAUUCGUACCGCCGAAAUGGAAGAUUGAACCGAGCGACAAGUCCAGCAUCGUCAGGUCGAGGGUUACUUUUGACUGUCAAGCGGAGGGCCAUCCACCACCACUCAUUCGAUGGAAGAUAGCCCUCGGAGACGAUGCGGGAAAGGCGUUUAAAUCCAUAAUCAGCAAUUAUCAUAUGCAGAUGUUCGAAAACGGUUCUCUCAUUAUCAACGACGUCGAGCCCAAGGACGCUGGUCAAUACCUCUGCGAGGCGACUAACGGAAUCGGCGUGGGAAUCAGCACCGUCGUUCGGCUCUCCGUUCACGUGGCCGCGCAUUUCAAAGUAAGCUACCAGGCUCUGCGUGUCAACAAGGGCGAGCAAGCUCGACUCGUGUGUGAAGCAUUCGGAGAAAAACCACUCACGAUAUCCUGGAAGAAAGACAACAUGAUCCUCGAUCAUCGCUACAUAUCAAGUUUCACGCAAGAUGACACUCCGACGCCGGAUGGUCUGACAUCGUCGCUACUCUUCGCUGCAACCGAAAGAAGUGAUUCUGGUCUGUACACCUGCCUCACGGCAAAUAAGUUUGGAAAAGACGAAACUAACAUCAAGUUACUCGUGCAAGAGACGCCAGAUGCACCCGAUGACAUCAGAGUCGUAGAAGCGACCAGUCGACGAAUAUCGCUUCGCUGGAACACGCCUUUCAACGGGAACAGUGACAUUCUUGGCUAUUUCUUGCAGUGGAAAGAAGUUUCUGGCACAUGGCAGAAGGAUUCGCGACAUGUGGAGGUACCCGGUUCCAACACCUCAGCUGUGUUGGACGACCUGGAGCCUAUCACUGCUUACCAUCUGCGCGUGCUCUCAGUCAACAAGUUUGGGAGGAGCGAACCAAGCCCCAUGAUUUCUGUUACCACGGACGAAGAAGUGCCUUCAAAACCUCCUGAAGAUUUGGUUCUCGUGCCACUAAGUUCACAAGUUCUGAAGGCUUCGUGGAAGCCGCCCCCAAACUUUUCGGCACACGGACGGAUCCGCGGCUAUUACGUCGGCUACAAGCCAGUCGGAUCGGGCGAGUCAUUCGUCUACAAAACAAUUGAUGUCCUGGAUGGCUUCGUUCCAGAAAUAAGCAUCAACAACCUGAAGCGUUCCACCAAGUACAGCGUCAUCGUGCAGGCGUUCAACGGCAAAGGCGCCGGGCCUCCAUCUGCCGAAAUCACUGCUCAAACUUUCGAACAUGAUCCUCCUCUUCCUCCUGUGAUCCACGUUGUGUCUACAUCCACAAGUGCUGUGACGGUGUCUUGGGAUGUGUCAUCGAAAGAAGCAAAACCAAUAACAGGAUCCGUGCUGUACUGGAAGUCGGAGACGGGUGACUGGAGCGAACUGGGAGUGGACGGAGUGGCUACGUCACACACGUUUCAAGACCUCAACUGCGGCACGCGCUAUCAUUUCUACGCGGUAGCCUUCAACGACGUGGGACGCAGUGAACCAAGCUCCAGCGUCAGUGCUACAACAUCUGGGGGAGCUCCUUUGGCGCCGGAGAAAAACGAGCUUUUGUCGAGCAACUCCAGCGCCGUGCAGCUGAACCUGCGCUCCUGGAAGGACGGUGGCUGCCCUAUCCGCUUCAUCACUUUGCAGUACAAGCUGCGUGAAGAGCGUGGUUGGACGGCUGUGCCAGAGACCAUCGAUGCCGUUGCCUCCGACGCCUACGUGCUCGGAGGCUUGCAUCCGGGAUCGUGGUACCACCUUCUCGUAUCCGCUUCCAACGACGCCGGCUCAACCGAGGCGCAGUUCGUCUUCGCCACGCUCACAGCUGGUGGAGCCACUAUACCACCAAUGACUCUGCACCCCGAAGAGAGUACGGCGUUUCCUCGGAGUGUGACCCUCGUGGUGCCCAUUAUCUGUGCCUUCGUCGUUGUGCUGGUCAUCGGCGCGGUAGUUUACAUGAUGUGCAACCGCCGUACCAGAACUCACGACUACAGUGCCACGGCUCAAGUUUCCGGUAAACUCAUGAAUCAGUUCUAG